AUGCAGACUGCUUCUACAAACAUUUGUGAAAGAAUAGGUCGCUCACAGGAGCUCAGUGACUCCAAGCGUGGUCCCGUGAUAGGUGGUCACCUGUGCAAUAAGUCCAUCCGUGACAUUUCUUGGCUACUAAAUAUUCCACGGUCAACUGUUAGUGGGAUUAUAACAAAGUGGAAGCAACUGGGUACAACAGCAACUCAGCCACCAAGUGGUAGGCCAUGUAAAAGUAAGUGCAUGCUGAAGUACACAGUGCGCAGAAGUCACCAACUGUCUGCAGAGUCAAUAGCUAAGGACCUCAAAACUUCAUGUGGCCUUCACAUUAGCACAACAACAAGUUUGGGGAUGGUCCCUUCCUGUUCCAACAUGACUGCGGACCAG
Messenger RNA from Staurois parvus, 375 nucleotides. The record is from the annotation of a GenBank genome assembly. Lineage: Eukaryota; Metazoa; Chordata; Amphibia; Anura; Ranidae.